GGCGCAAUGCAUUGUGGGACAGUGCGUAAAGAUGGCUGCCCCUUCGGUCAUCACGUUCAAGUGUCAAUAACGGAGCUUUUCAAGUGUCACUUCUUACCAUGAUUAUAGUCUGAAUAACAACAUAUUCAACUGGGGUGCAACUGAAAAAGGGGAAGACAUGUUUGCUGUUGGGGGGUUACUUCGAGCAGGAGCAGCCUUCUUGCGGACGGCGGGAGCUCUGCGCGACCCAGCUCGGACCUUCUCCAGUGGUACGUGCUGCCACAUCAGGAUGAACGCUAUCCCCAAGCCCAAAGUGGUGGACAGGUGGGAUGAGAAAAGGAGCAUGUUUGGAGUUUAUGACAACAUAGGAAUCUUAGGAGAUUUCAAAGCUCACCCCAAAGACCUGAUCAUCGCCCCCUGCUGGCUGAAGGCCUUCAAGGGCAACGAGCUGCAGCGUCUCACUAGAAAGAAGAGGAUGGUGGGAGACCGAAUGAUGACUUUGGAAAAACAUAACCUGGAAAAGAGGAUCCGCUUCCUCUACAGACGCUUCAACCGCUAUGGCAAACAUCGCUAACGCGUCACAAUGGCGUCCCACAGAGUUGUGUAGUUAGUUGUUUUUGUAAGUUGUGUGGGUGUGUGUCUUGGAUGGAAAUUUAUCAGAACCUUUCCAUUCCUUUA
Molecule: messenger RNA, 657 nt
Organism: Hippocampus comes (tiger tail seahorse)
Lineage: Eukaryota; Metazoa; Chordata; Actinopteri; Syngnathiformes; Syngnathidae
Gene: mrpl51
Product: mitochondrial ribosomal protein L51
Exons: 4
Coding region: 158-553 (131 amino acids)
Biological process (GO): translation
Cellular component (GO): mitochondrial large ribosomal subunit
Molecular function (GO): structural constituent of ribosome
Source: RefSeq, a predicted model, not a curated record